AAGGAGCGCUACAUCCAGGCCAGCAGUUUCCAUUUGCAAUCCGACCCCAUCUUCAUCCCGUUGUCGCAGCAGCAGCCAUCCAAGCAGCGAUGGACGGCGGCAAGAAGAGCCGGAACCCGCACAAGGCCUCCGCGGACUACCGCAGCGACCGCAAGUCAGCCUCCGGGAUGAGCGGCGACCCCAAGAAGGGCGGCCGCGGCGGCAAGUUCACCUGGGAGGGCGCCGACGACUACGGCUACGGCUACGCCGACGAGGACCUCGGCCUCAUCUCCAAGAAAGGCAACAUCAACAGCGGACGCGCUAGCCAGGUCCAGGGAGGCGCCGCCGCUAAGAAGGACGACGACGAGUAGGCCUCGCCGCCUCGGCUCGCCCGCCCGGUCCCGUCGAUCGCCAGCAAGAACCAACAAGCCCUUCUGUCUGUUUAAUUCCAGUAUCAGUUCGAUUCUCAUGUUGAAUAAUCAUGAUCAUGUGGGUUUAGGUGUCGUGCUCACGAGUAUGUAGUGUAGCUCCUGCUAGCACAGAGCACAGCACAGAGCCACUGGGCGAUCGACGGGCCGUGCAUGGCCUGUAGAUACCAUCUCAUAUGUUCACCACUGCUACUUUGCUCAUGUUGGGGGCCUCUCCUGAACUGGGUUCCUGGAUGAACUGAUUUUCUAUUAGUUUCCGGAAUCGAUGCUCCAGUUGCGACCCCUGCUCUUACUCGCUUCAGACCCAGCUCUGGACUGUGAAACCGACGACAAACGUCUCUCCAGUUUCAGAUGAGAUGCAAUUAUGAAGCAAAACUAGUAGUACUUCGCAGAUCCGUAAAAUUGAAGCACACAGAAAGGGAGGAUUGCGAUGUUUUUGUUUUUUCUUUGUUUCCAAGAGAUUGCAAAGUUUAUCUUUGCAGGCGAUAACGAUGACUCAGCAACUUACCC
Zea mays is the source of this 917-nucleotide messenger RNA. RefSeq lists its product as uncharacterized. The record is from RefSeq and is marked validated. The coding region runs from base 90 to 350 and encodes 86 amino acids. NCBI's taxonomy places the organism in Eukaryota, Viridiplantae, Streptophyta, Magnoliopsida, Poales, Poaceae. The transcript has a single exon.